Trichoderma atroviride IMI 206040 is the source of this 723-nucleotide messenger RNA. RefSeq lists its product as uncharacterized. NCBI's taxonomy places the organism in Eukaryota, Fungi, Ascomycota, Sordariomycetes, Hypocreales, Hypocreaceae. The record is from RefSeq and is a predicted model, not a curated record. Gene Ontology annotation, molecular function: maleylacetoacetate isomerase activity; glutathione transferase activity. Gene Ontology annotation, biological process: glutathione metabolic process; L-phenylalanine catabolic process.
AUGACUUACACGCUCUACAUCGGCAACAAGCGAUACUCAUCGUGGUCAAUGCGGCCAUGGGUCCUCCUCAAGGCGCUCAACAUCCCCUUUGACGAAAAGCUCGUCUUCUUCGGCUCCGACCUCGCCAGCCAGCGCACCGAGUUCCUCCGCUUCUCGCCCUCGGCCAAGGUGCCCUGCCUCAUCGACGACUCCUCCUCAGCCGCCAUCUUCGACUCACUCGCCAUCAUCGAAUACAUCGCCGAGGCCUACCCAGCCGUGUGGCCGCGCGACAAGCUCGCCCGCGCCUUUGCCCGCUGCGCCGCCGCCGAGAUGCACUCUGGCUUCGGCGGCAUCCGCACAGACUGCUCCAUGAACGUGGCGCUGCGCAUCCAGCUCGGGCCCCGGAGCGAGGCUCUGCAGCGGGACAUUGACCGCCUCACGGAGCUCUUUGACGAGGGCAUCGGCAAGUUUGGCGGCCCGUGGCUCGCGGGCAAGGAGUUCACUGCGGCGGACGCCUUUUACGCGCCCAUUGCGUCUCGGUGCAAGACGUUUGGCAUUGAGCUGGACGGCGAGGCAGGGAGGUAUCUCGACCGGCUGUUUGACCACCCGGCCGUGCAGCAGUGGGUUGACGAGGGCAUCACGGAGCCGGGCAUCGUGGCGCGGAUUGAGGCGGACAGCAUCAGGGGGCGCAAGGUGCUGAAGAAUUUGGGUGAGCAGAUGAUGCUUGAUUUUCUGGGAUUGUGA